GCCGGCGGCGGCGGAGCCCGGCCCGGAACGCUAAGGCGUAGGGCUGUGCUUCCCAUGCUGCUGCUCUUCAGGUUGGGUUCAGGAUGCUGUUGCUGGAAACUGCAGAGCUCUGCUGAAGUGAGAUGCCUUGGAGUCAGAUGCUGUGACAAUGGAGUUAAGCUGCUCUGAAGUACCUCUUUAUGGACAGGUGACUAUAAAUGCAAAAUUUGACAAAGACAUUUACCUCCCAGAGGAUGCUGAGUUUUACUUUGUUUAUGAUGGGUCCCUGAAGAGACACAUAAUGUUUGCUGAGCGAGCUGGUGACAACACUCUUCAGUCCAUAGUUCCAGGCCAUGGAUACCAAGAAGCAGUUUCUGUGUCUGUGUUAAUGUACAUGGUGGGUUUCUCACCUGUGGUCCUCGGCAGCUGUCCCAUCACUUACAGAGAGAAUCUGUCAUGCAAGUUGUCUCACUUUCUGGUCGACCACGCAGAAUGUGUCACCACCAGUAGUCACAAGCUGUUGCUGGAUAAGUUUGGGCUAAGGAUGAAAGAUCUGCAGUCACUGGAUAAUGACUUGAUGAUGGCCGUUGCUUAUGAAAAGUUGCCUUCAACCUGGAACAUCCUUGGAAGCUGCCCAGAAGAGUCUGAACAAAAAGAAACUCUUCUCCACCUUGUGAUGAGGUUGGGCUUGGUUAAGCUUUCCCAGUUCUUGGCAGCCCAGCCUGGAGGGUCAUCAGCGUUGGCAUUACCUAAUGAGGAUGGAGCAACACCGUUAGAUUUGGCUUUACAAAAUGGGCACUCCAAACUUGUUCAGUUCUUUACAAACUUCCAGGGCAGUCACUCGCUUGACAUUUCAAGAGCAGAGAUCAGCGAGGGUGCCUGCCUGCAGUUUGUUCAUUCAUCAAGAGCUCUGACACUGACGUUUAGCCACACUGCACAGCACUUGCUGGAGUCAGACAUUAAGCUCUUCAGAAAAUACUUCUGGGACAGACCUCUUCUUUAUCAGAGUAUUAAUUCAAACCAAGUUGAAACAGUGGAAGGCCCAAAAAUGCCCUGCAGUACAACACGCUCUGUAGAAGGUCCUAUGAGCUCAGCAUCUGGUGACUUGUCCCAGGAUGACACGAAGCCUUUCCGAGACUCUGGGGUUCCUUCUAAAGAAAAUGAAGAUCGUGUCUCAUUGGAUGUAGAGCACAGACACUCUACCCUUGAUGUUCUAAGGAAAUUGAAGUCUCCCCCUACUUUCUUUGCUGCAACCAGACUUUCUCCCAUGCUGAGUGGAAGUGAUGAAGUAUAUGCAAACUGCAUGGUAGUAGACCAAGCUGGAGAACUAAAGACUAACUACAUUCAUGGAGAUGGUGUCAGCAGUGAAAUAUCUCUGAAUCCCACCAACUCAAUCCCGAUGGCUAAGAGCUCUUCAUCUCCCUCCCUUGAGGAGAAUGAUCAAUUUAUAUAUCUCCCAGAUGAACAAAGUCAAAGGCCAGUGAAAAAUGAAGAAAAUGCAGGAUCAAGGCAUGCCAUUUCACCUUCUCAUCUGUAUGGAGCAGAUUCGUAUCUUACAUUCAAGACCCAUGGAUUUAUUAAGGAUUGGGGCCAAAUUUAUGCUGAUAUGAAAAAAAGAAGUUCAAGUCUUGAUGACCUUGAAGUAGACUGUGGAAGUGGAGCUGUGUCGGACAGAUCCCAUGUUCACUACCCUCCCCUCGGCUCUUCAGAGGCCCUGGCUUCUAGCAGAGAUGGAUUGAACUUACCUACCAGUCUGCAGCCCAAGGAAUGCACAGUGUUUGGGAUUCGGUCACGCUCGUAUUCCUGUUCCUCGCCCAAAAGUUUGGUAGGAAGACCUCGCAUUCCUCGGGACUUUGCAGUUGGGGAUUCAAAUGGAGAGAGAGCGUACAGUCUGCCCGAGCAGUCCCAAGAGCAAAGGUAUGGGUGUGUGUUGCGGAGAGCCGGGAGCAGGAUUCAGGAAGAGGAAUGGAAUAAAUAUGCUGUACCCUCAAAAAAUGAGUCUGAAAAAUAUAAAGUGAGUCGGACUUUCAGCUUUCUGAUGAACAGGAUGACCAGCACACGGAAUAAAUGCAAGACAAAAAAUAAAGAUACCAAAGAUAAGGAGAAACCAACCAGGCACAACUUUUCAAAUGGUUCUUUCCCAGGAGUUAUCCCAUGUACAGUCUGUGAAAAGGCUCUCCUAGGAAAGGAGUCACUGCAGUGCUCUCAUUGCAGUGUGAUUGUGCAUAAAAGCUGCAAGGAGUGCGCUCCUGUGUGCACCAAGAAAUCCCAGGAGAGAUACCAUAAUAAAAACAAGCCCCAAGUUGGUGUAACAAAUGCCCUGCCUGGAGACAUUUCACAGAUGGUUCAAUCCUCAGUGCAUCCUUCUUCCUCCGUGCCUAUUGGACUGUCUCCUGGAAAGAGGGAAGCCUCACAACAGCCGUACUUCUUGUCUAAAAAUGUCCCCAGCGCCAGUUUGGAAAGAAGAGCUACACAAUUUUCUGAACAAGACUCCGAGACUAGCCCCUGGAGGUCCAAGUCACAGUCUGAAGAGAUGUUACAAGCAUUAGGGGCCUUUUCUUCAAUGGAUGCUUUUAUAAUGGAAGAUGAUGUGGAUUUGUCUCAGUGGACUGAUCUCUGCACAGAUGCAGAAGAGUUUGAGGCAGAGUCCUGGAGUCUUGUCGUGGAUCCGAUGUUCUGUAGCAAGCAAGAAAAGGAUGUUGUCAAGCGGCAGGAUGUCAUAUUUGAGUUGAUGCAAACAGAAGUACAUCACAUCCAUACCCUGUUCAUUAUGUCUGAAAUAUUCCGGAAAGGGAUGAAGGAAGAACUGCAGCUUGACCACAGCAUGGUGGACAGAAUAUUCCCCUGCUUAGAUGAGCUACUGGAGAUACACAAGCAAUUCUUCUGCAGAAUGAAGGACAGACGGCAGGAAUCAUGUGAGGCAGGGAGUGAGCGUAAUUUUGUCAUCAACAAAAUUGGAGACAUCCUUGUGCAGCAGUUUUCAGAGGAAAAUGCAACUAAAAUGGAGAAAAUAUAUGGAGAGUUUUGUAGCCAUCAGAAAGAAGCUGUUAAUCUCUUCAAGGAGCUGCAACAAAACAAGAAGUUCCAGAAUUUUAUUAAACUGAGAAAUAGUAACAUGUUGGCACGACGCCGAGGAAUCCCUGAGUGCAUUUUGCUCGUCACCCAGCGGAUCACCAAAUACCCUGUUCUGGUUGAAAGGAUACUGCAAUACUCAAAAGAAGGAACAGAAGAACAAAAAGACCUAUGCAAAGCCCUUCGUCUAAUUAAGGAUAUAAUUGCAGCAGUAGAUUUGAAAGUGAAUGAGUAUGAAAAAAAGCAAAAACUGUUGGAAAUUCUCUGUAGAACUGAAAACAAAACAUAUACAAAGCUGAAAAAUGGCCAUGUUUUUAGGAAGCAAGACUUGAUGAGGAAAGAGAGGAUACUUCUUCACGAAGGUUUAGUGUAUUGGAAGACAGCAACUGGUCGGUUCAAAGACACCUUAGCUCUGCUUCUAACUGAUGUACUACUGUUCUUACAAGAAAAGGAUCAAAAAUACAUCUUUGCAGCUGUUGACCAGAAACCUUCUGUUAUCUCCCUUCAGAGGCUCAUAGUAAGAGAAGUAGCCAACGAAGAAAGGGGGAUGUUCCUGAUCAGUGCUUCAUCUGCAGGGCCUGAGAUGUAUGAGGUUCAUACCAGUUCCAAAGAAGAACGUAACAAUUGGAUGAGGCAUAUUCAAGAGGCAGUGGAAAGUUGUCCAGAGGAAGAAGAAGAAGUAAAAAUGAGUGAGUCUGAUGAGGACAGACGUAUUGCUGAGGCCAAGGCAUACAAAAUUCAGAAAUAUCAAGAAUCACUGAGUAACCAAGACCAGCAAAUAUGCAGUCAUUUAGAAGAAAAGUUGCGUAUCUAUGCAGAACUGGGAGAUAUGUGUGGGUUUGACGAUGUCCACGUAGAACCUCACCUACUUAUCAAACCCGAUUCUGGAGAAACUCCACAGGCUGCCUCACUGCUGGCAGCAGCACUCAGGGAAGUUGAAAGUCUCCAUGUCGCUGUAACAACAUCACAAGUGAGUGAAACAGACAGAUCACCAGAGGAAAGUACUGGCGAAUUAACUGUGAAGCGUACAUUCACUGCCAAUGAAAUCUUCGAAUCUGUUGCUGGUGAUGCAGAAAGAAAAGAAAUUGAAGAAUCACCAGAAAUCAAUCUCAGUGUUGAGGAGGAAGUGGCAGGUGCCAGUCUUGAGGAUAAGGGAGGAAGUAUGAAUAUUUCAGGAUCUACAGGGACAGAGAUUGUACAAGCAAUCCAGAACUUAACCCGUCUCUUAUACAGCAUGCAGGCAGUACUGGCUAUCCAGGACAGCCACAAAGAGCUCCAUAGGUUACUACUGCAAGAGAAUGAGAAGACCAGUCGAGGCCAGGCUUCUCGGCUAAACCUCGUUUUGGAACAAGAAAAAUACCGGAAUCUGGAAAAACAAAGGGUGGAACUGGCCAACAUACACAAGUUGAAGCAGCAGUUUCAGCAGGACCAGCAGCGGUGGCUGCGUGAAUGUGACCAGCGGCAGCUGGAGCAGGAGGCGAGGGAGGGCCGGCUGGGGCAGCGGGAGUGCCAGUGCGAGUGCGAGGAGGAGCUGCUGGAGCAGAGCCGACAGGGACUGGCGCUGCAGCUGCAGGAGUACCAGCAGAGCCUGGAGAGGCUCCGGGAGGGCCAGAAAAUGGUGGAGAGAGAGAGAGACAACGUGAAAAUGCAGAAGAAACUCCUGUGGCACUGGAAGCAUGGUCAGCAAAACAGCCUGUUUUCACCCACAGGGGACUAUGAGAUAAUGGGACAUAAUCAGUUGGACAGCUUACAUGGUGAAAAUGCAUUCUACUUCAAGGAAGCUGUAGUGUGUGUGUCUCUAAGCAGAAUCAACAGACCAGAUUCUUCUCUCAUUUAUGAGGAUGGUGUGUAUGGGAUGAAUAUCUCAAAUUCUGAUGUAGCAGGGACUAGUGAAAAUCAGGUGGACCUCAAAAUGGACACUUCUUGUCAGCCAGCAUUAACUAGUGCACUGUGGAAAUCCACUAGUCCUUUCCAGCAGAUGUCUUUUUCCUGCAAAAGCAACAAGGAUUCCUUUAACAAUGAUCUGAAUGCAUCACAGACCCAUGGUCCCCAAACAAGUGUUCCGAACCAGGGGUCCAUCCAGUCACCACAGGUAGAUGAACUGCAGCUGAACCACCAGCCUGAGAACCUGCAGGAUGCAGAAAGUGGAGCCAGAGUAGAGGAGGAGAUUGUUUAUCUCUGAUGACUUGUUUUCUAAUCUCAGUAGCACUUUGGAAAGAUAACUGUGUUUGCUUUUCUAAAUAUCUGUAGUUGUUCUCUGUAUGACCUUCUGGCUUUAAGGGUAGUAUUUAAUCUUAAAUGCAAAAUUUUCCCCAUGAUAAAUAUAGCAAGUAAGUUAUUUUGAAGCCUUGUUGUAUAAUCUUUAAUUUAUGACAUGAUUUCAAAUGCUUUGCAAGAAGCAAUGAGUAGCAGGGGAGACAUAACAUUUUGAAAUUGUAAAGAUGCCACCAAGAACUGUGAAAGCUAGUGUUGAUUUUCUCUAGUCCUCAUUUUACAAGGAUGAGCUAAGAGAGAUGGGUUGCUACUUGAGAUUUCAGAGCGUGUAUCAGUAACCUUCUAACAGUUGUGAUAUAACACAAGAAGACAGUAAUGUAAGAAUGAUGGCUAUAGUCUUCCCUGAAAUGUGCUAUAUACCCUUAGCUGUGGGGUCAUUUUCCUUAUCUUCUAGCUCAGGAACUGCUCAAAAGGGGAUGUUUUUUUAUGGUCUGAGCAUAAUUGCAUAAUUGUAAUUGUUUUUUCAUGUCCCAAAGCCUAUUAUCAUUUUGAUACUACUGCUAGUUUCUGUGCAGAGAUGCACUAAAUUAGUUAUUGUAUAAUAAUUGUACUUCAUUUCAGUAAGUGUCCUUAUGCAUUAAAAUUUACCAGAUGAAACCAUCUCACUGGUGAAAAGAAAGGGGAUAAAUAGUAGGCUUCAGUUAACUGAACCCUUCUGAAACUCCACUGCUUUCCCAUGUAGAAGUCAGAUAGCUUUCUGCUUUCAGGUUCAUGGGAUUCUCUGUGUGUUAGGCAGUAAGAAACCAGCACUUGUUUUGUGCCUUUUGUCUUUCUGAAAAAUUUGUACGCUUCUGUCAAACUGAAUAAAUGUUCUGUGCACUUCUGCAAAA
Corvus hawaiiensis (hawaiian crow) is the source of this 6155-nucleotide messenger RNA. RefSeq names its product Rho guanine nucleotide exchange factor 28 (gene ARHGEF28). Bases 149 to 5233 code for a protein of 1694 amino acids. The transcript is spliced from 37 exons. Lineage: Eukaryota; Metazoa; Chordata; Aves; Passeriformes; Corvidae. The record is from RefSeq and is a predicted model, not a curated record. Gene Ontology annotation, molecular function: guanyl-nucleotide exchange factor activity. Gene Ontology annotation, biological process: regulation of Rho protein signal transduction; cell morphogenesis.